Molecule: messenger RNA, 980 nt
Organism: Nicrophorus vespilloides
Lineage: Eukaryota; Metazoa; Arthropoda; Insecta; Coleoptera; Silphidae
Product: E3 ubiquitin-protein ligase MIB1-like
Exons: 4
Coding region: 49-942 (297 amino acids)
Biological process (GO): protein ubiquitination
Cellular component (GO): cytoplasm
Molecular function (GO): ubiquitin-protein transferase activity; zinc ion binding
Source: RefSeq, a predicted model, not a curated record
GAGUUACUUUAAUUUUUACACUUGGAGUUGAAAACAUCAAACUGAUCCAUGACUACAUCAAGAAUUAAAGUCAUCAGAGGACCUAACUGGAAAUGGGGAAAUCAAGAUGGAGGCAAAGGCACUAUUGGGACCGUCCUGGAAGAGUUUUCCGAUACACAAAAUGUGGUAGUAGUUAAAUGGGACAAUGGAAUCUGCUCAAACUACAGAGCCGGAUAUGAUAAAAUGUACGACCUAAGGAUCAUCGACAAUUCACAGAUAACCACACUAAAACAGGAUGUACCUUGCAAUUGCUGCAAUACUGAUAAUAUUAUUGGAAUGAAGUAUCAAUGCAACUCAUGCGAAUUAUACAAUCUUUGCUUCACUUGUUACCACACCGAAAAGCAUAACAUAGAUCAUCCUUUCAUUUUGUUUACAACUAAGACAUCCAGUGGCGUCAUUUUGAGUUCGAGAAUAUCCUCAAAACAGAUUAUUCACCGAUCCGGGUCAAAAUAUUACUACAGACAUCUUCCUGUCUUAGGCAAACAUUAUAAACAAAUAUUAAAGACUACUCCUUCAAUAAUGUGGAAUGUAGAGGAUGUAACCGUAUGCGUAGGUUGCGAUAAACCAUCAUCAGAAAACAUUAUAUUUAAACCAUGCAAUCACAAAGUGGCGUGUACAGAUUGUUCGGAAAUGUUUGAGAAUUGUAUGAUCUGUCGCGCAUCCAUAAAGAAACGAGUGACACCAAAUGAUAUUGUCCUUCCUAACAUCAAUGAGAACAGAUUACAGAAACUAGAAAAUAUGUUGUAUCAAAUUGAAGAUAAUUUCUAUUGUCGUAUUUGCACCGCAAAUAUAGCAAAUGUUUUGUUCAACUGUGGUCACUGUUCGUGCACCAACUGUUCCGAAAGACUUGAAGUUUGUCAUAUGUGCAGAAAAUUAAUUACUAAGAAAAUGAAAAGCCUAUAAACAAUAUUGACCAAUAUUAUUUAUUUUAUAAUAAAUAU